Messenger RNA from Orussus abietinus, 1493 nucleotides. RefSeq lists its product as uncharacterized. NCBI's taxonomy places the organism in Eukaryota, Metazoa, Arthropoda, Insecta, Hymenoptera, Orussidae. Bases 193 to 780 code for a protein of 195 amino acids. The record is from RefSeq and is a predicted model, not a curated record. Gene Ontology annotation, molecular function: chitin binding. The transcript has 3 exons. Gene Ontology annotation, cellular component: extracellular region.
CACGCGCUAGGUAGUCCGCGGCCCCGCCGAGCUCCCAUUGGUCCGUUCCGUUGGACCGCGGCGCGCGAUUGGCCCUUUCCGUUGGACCGCGGCGUCCGAUUGGCCGGCGCGAUGAAGCCGCCCGCUCUCCUGCACUAGCCAGGCCGCUUCGCCCACCAGGAAGUUCGGGGCCGCUGUUCGACUGCGGGAAAAAUGCUGCUCCACUCGGUGCUACUCCUCGCGGGUGUGGAGAUACUCCUGCCGUCCGCCGAGGGCCUGGACGGCGGCGGCAAAGUGUCGAAGCGGGCGAAGCCUCUGGACCCUGAAGAGGACGAUUACUACUACGACGAGGUGGACGAGAGGAACAAUCCGACGAACGAGGCUCCCGUCGUGCCCCCGGGAUUCCUGAGCCCGUCCGUGAGGGAGUACCUCGAUCUCGGUAAAUCGAUACCCGGUCGACCGGGCACGGACUACCCGGUGCUGGGCAAAGUGCCCUACACGAACUUCUACUGCGACGACCAGCCCUACCCGGGGUUCUUCGCGGACGUGGAGACGCGGUGCCAGGGGUGGCACUACUGCGACAUCGACGGUCGCCAGGCCACCUUCUUGUGCCCGAACGGGACGCAAUUCAGCCAAGCAGUGUUCGUCUGCGACUGGUGGUUCAACGUUCGCUGCGAGCUCAGUCCGAAGCUCUACGCUAUCAACAGUCGGCUCUAUCAGCGACCGACGGAGAGCCCGACCAGGCCCCACCGGGUGAUCACGAAGGAGUUGCUGGAGAACAUCUUCGUGCGGAAGAAAUGAGAGCCUCUGGCUCCGCAACCCCCUCCGAGGGCCCCAUAUCACCCUCGAUAGCCCACCUUAACCCCCACGUUGCGACCACCCGUGGUCCUUAAUCGCUGAUGAGGUCGCGUCCGAAACGAGCGGACCGCCCCGGCCACGUUGACGGCGGAACCACCCCUCGAAAAUAAGGAAGAGUUCCCCGGGACUCGAGGAGAACCGUUUCCUUUACGCUGAUGCGGACCUACCCCUGCACCUGGGGUACGUGAGCACGCACCUAACCUCAAAACUCUUCUGGACGCCUUUUGCGUGCGGGUAGGAUAAAGUACGCGGACCUUCUGCGAGGAAUACCAUAGGGAUCCUGGUCCUUCGAUGGACUUCACCAUGGGAAUCUGACUGGCCACGGGAAACGAGGCGAUUUCGGGCGAGAUUGAGGUUAGGUCUUGGUGAUCUUGCUGAUCUUGGCGCUCCGCGGGAAUUACUUUACACUUGCGGCCGGGAUUUGAUUAGCCGACUAUAUGUAAAUGAAGAAUGACGUUUAGGUCGAGGGAAAUUGUUUAUAGGGUAUCGAUGUAAUUAUGGAGAUGCGAUAUAUCGGCAGUAGGAAGAAAAUCUCGACCCUGUGGAGGGAAGAUCGUUAGAUCACUGCUCGACGAUGGAUCCUGGGACACGUCUCGUAACCGCCGUACCAAGGUCCGUAUUAAGUUAAUCGUUAGGCGAAUAAAAAAGAAAAGGUA